AUGCAGCGCUUGUACUGUCUGGUGGAGGCUAAACAACAGAGAGAUCAUGGGCGUGACGGAGUCGUAAGUGACAACAUCACACGGCACACCUCACCAGAAUCGGUGACAUUGCGAUGGAGGCGUGGCAAGUUUGAAAAAGACGAUAAAUAUGAUUCGGACGACCUGAAGCGCGAAGGAACUGAAACGGCACCUCUUAUGAAGUCAAACAUCGGAUGGGAUUUGGAAAGUACCCCUCCUGAGUUAACGCUGCAUAAUGAUGACGAUCUUCCAAACUUGUCACCUCAAGAUCGUACGCAGUUGAUGGCAGAAAACGAAAGGAUAUUUGACCGAUUUUCACACGUACAUGCUCAAAUUGAGGGUCUCGAAACGCAGAUUACUGAAAUUCAGCGCCUUCAUGAAGUAUUCGCUGAGAAGGUUAUGGAUCAAGAAAAAGACAUUGAAAUCAUAAAUGAAGCUGCCUUACACACUUCCGAAAACCUGAAAGAUGGUAAUGAAUGGAUACGCCAGGUACUCCCUUUAAUUCAAUUCUGAUA
Strongylus vulgaris is the source of this 533-nucleotide messenger RNA. Lineage: Eukaryota; Metazoa; Nematoda; Chromadorea; Rhabditida; Strongylidae. The record is from the annotation of a GenBank genome assembly.